This is a messenger RNA of Trichoderma asperellum CBS 433.97, 511 nucleotides long. RefSeq lists its product as uncharacterized. Gene Ontology annotation, biological process: regulation of transcription by RNA polymerase II. Gene Ontology annotation, molecular function: zinc ion binding; DNA-binding transcription activator activity, RNA polymerase II-specific. The record is from RefSeq and is a predicted model, not a curated record. Lineage: Eukaryota; Fungi; Ascomycota; Sordariomycetes; Hypocreales; Hypocreaceae.
GGCCUUCUUCGCGGUGCCUUUACAAUGCAUGGCUAUGCCGAGACAUGGCUUUCCAAUGGCCCACUCGGCUUCUGUUUGGAAAAGCCACUGGAUGAAAACCCCGACUUCAGCCAAAAUCCCGAUGAUUCAUACCUCGCUCAACUUUUAUAUCUGCUGCUUGCUGAUAGUUCUGAAGACAGCAACCUCUGCUGCGCAGCCCUCAAUAGCCUCCGACGACUACUUGCCAUGGCUGCCACUCCCGGGCAGACCAUCACUAUCAAAACUCUUACAUACUCCUGGCCAGUGCAAGUCCCUCAAAAAUACAUCACUUUGAUCAGUGAAAGGAAGCCUAAGGCCCUCAUAGUUUUAGCUCAUUACUGUGUCAUGCUAAAAAUGCUCGAUUCUUUUUGGUUUAUGGAAGGCUGUGCCGCAAGGAUCUUGGAGCAAUGUCGACAGAAUUUGGAGAGCCAGUGGCACCGUUACAUUGAAUGGCCACUAUCUGUUGUAGGGAUAUACGACGGAGCAAUAUGAC